UUGCAGCCCCAACGUGCCUGAUUAAACUGAGUCCUCUGGCAGACACUGCUUGAUCCCGGAUAGUGACAAGCCUCACAAACUGUUUCAUUUUCGAGAAAAGGGAACGAGCUGACAGACAACAUGGCUGUGGCAGGAUGCACGAAAUGCAUUAAAUACAUGUUGUUUUUAUUUAAUUUUAUUUUCUGGCUGGCUGGAGGCGUAAUCUUGGGUGUGGCCUUGUACCUCCGCAAUGACAGUCAAACCAGCAACCUCCUUAUUCUGCAGUUUGAAGGCCACCAGGCACCAGGAACCUUCUAUAUCAGUGUGUACAUACUGAUAGCUGUUGGUGCUGUGAUGAUGCUCGUGGGCUUCCUCGGUUGUUACGGUGCCAUACAGGAGUCUCAGUGCCUCUUGGGAACGUUCUUCUUCUUCUUGGUGAUUCUCUUUGCUUGCGAAGUGGCCGCAGCCAUCUGGGGUUUCAUGAACAGGGACACGAUCUCCAAAGAACUGAUCAACUUCUACGACUCCGCGUACAUCAAGGCUGUGGACGUCUCAGGGUCUCCCAGUAAAGACGCAGCCAUCAAGGUGCUGGAUGCUUUCCACACUACGCUCGACUGCUGCGGUAAAGGAGACGACACUCCUCUCUUCACACAAGUUACCAGCACCUUGUGUCCAAAGAAGACUCCGGAAGAUUUUCUGAGAUCCCAGAGCUGUCAUGAUAAACUGAUCGAGCUGUUCUCAGACAAACUCUACGUGAUCGGUCUGGCUGCCUUGAUUGUCGCUGUCAUCAUGAUCUUCGAGAUGAUCUUCACCAUGGUGCUUUGCUGUGGGAUCCGCAACAGCCCUGGAGUGUACUAGAAGACCAGCCAAACAAGCUCUUAUUUCAUGAAGUCUCUCCAUUCAUCCACCCCCUCUUUUUCUAAUGGAACAACUCUAAGAAUAAUUCUAUUUUUAUUAUAGUUAAGGAAAAAACACAUUUUUAGUAUUUCUAAUCCAUCAACUCGUAUCUUUCUUACGGACAGAUUGAGCUUCUGUAUGUCAGAUUUUCUUUAUUUAUCACUACAUAUCAAUAUUUUAUACAUACAGUGUGUUGUGACAUUUUUCUCUUAAGUCCUUGGACUUAAUGCUGACUCGUGUAAAAAUUGUGUAUAUACUUGUCACAGGCUAAUAACACUAGGGAGAGUCCAUGUGUUCCCUGAUUUAGAGUUGUGAUGCUUCUCUCAGCAUUAUUACAGUGUUAUAAUAUAAGUAGCAGGGUUUCAGUGAAUUUAGGUAAUGUUGUGUCUUACUAUAAUCAUUAUCUGAAUGACAAGUUAGCCAGUGUGUGUGUGUGUGUGUGUGUGUGUGAGUGUGUGUGUCUCUUCUUUGUGGAAACGUGACAAAAAGAGUGACGUCUGCUCACUCAACCUGUUUUAAUAACACUAAUGUGAUAAAUUAUUUUCCACUUUCUUUCUUUUUGUGGGUGGAGUAUCCACAAAGCAUUGCACAACCGUUGGUUUUGCAUACUUCUCCUUUUGAUGAUGCAACAUCUCAUUCAUCACGUUUGUUAGUUUCCAACACUUAAAUCAUUUCAUUUGAAGAUUCUUAGGGGCCUUAUGAAAGAAGAAAGUAUUUUGCAAACAAAUGGAAAGUAAGGAAAUAAAUAAUUUUUUUUGAA
Messenger RNA from Labrus mixtus (cuckoo wrasse), 1636 nucleotides. RefSeq names its product CD81 molecule b (gene cd81b). The record is from RefSeq and is a predicted model, not a curated record. Lineage: Eukaryota; Metazoa; Chordata; Actinopteri; Labriformes; Labridae. The transcript has 8 exons. Gene Ontology annotation, cellular component: membrane. The coding region runs from base 121 to 837 and encodes 238 amino acids.